GCGACCUUGCUUGCUCGAUGAACCUAACCCAAAUCCGCCCUACCUUAGUUGCAGCUGCCUGCGUUGUCAACGGAAUUAAGCAGUAUCCAUUUCUUCCAGAAGCUUAAUUCCCAGUUUCCAACCUUACAAAUCCGUAGCCGACCCGAUGGCAGACAACAUCGCUCACUACUCACAAAACACGAACAAGCAUUGCACACGAAAUUAGUAUACGAAACAGCUUGAACCAACCAUAUUAUGCCGGACUACGCGUGGCAAGUGAGCGGUGUCUCGGACGCCGGGCAGAGCAGCGUGUUCCUCCUCGCGUUGUACCCUGUGCUCCUGCUCCUCGUCAUCCUCUCCGCGUUCGUCAAGUACGUGUGGAUCGCGCUGGCGCUCUACUGCGCGCUCAUGGUCCUCUUCUCCUGCACCGCCCGCUUCUGCGCACUGCCAGAACCAGCCGGGUCAUCUGCCGUGGACCGGGGCGGCCUGUCGGAGGCUGGCAUAGCGGCGAUUAUUCCGGCGUUUGCGUACGAUGCCGCCGCUGCUUCUUCAGCCGCUGUCGGCGACGGCGGCCAGGUCCAGUGCGCGGUGUGCUUGGAGACUCUGCGCAGCGGGGAGACGGUGCGGCGGCUGCCUGUAUGCGCGCACACGUUCCAUGUCGGGUGCAUCGGCAUGUGGCUCCACUCGCAUACAACGUGUCCGGUCUGCCGGCGCCACCUCGAGCCGCGGAAGAGCGGUAAGAUGAUGGUGCCGCCGCUGCCGCCGGUAUAGUUGGCUGCUCAGAAUCGCCAAAACUGAGGACGCUACCGGCGUCUCCAAAAAUGGCUUCUCGUGGUCUUUUGGUAGUUGGAUCCAAAAAUCUGAUUUUGUUUUUUAUGUGUCCAUAUACAUUCUGAAUAUUGACUUUGAAAUUUGUAAAAUAUGACCGAAAGUACAACUCAGAGACAGGUGUAGACAAACACGUGAACUUAUCUUUUACCAAAAU
This is a messenger RNA of Brachypodium distachyon (stiff brome), 964 nucleotides long. RefSeq names its product RING-H2 finger protein ATL32. The record is from RefSeq and is a predicted model, not a curated record. The coding region runs from base 235 to 750 and encodes 171 amino acids. Lineage: Eukaryota; Viridiplantae; Streptophyta; Magnoliopsida; Poales; Poaceae. The transcript has a single exon.